AUUUCCACCAUGAAAUUCCUGCUUGUCGUCGUUGGCCUGGCCCUGGCUGUCGCAGCUGAGGAGAAAUUUUUCUCCAACUACCAUGAAGAGAUCGGUAUCCCAGAAGCUGCACGCAUCAAGCUCGCCGAGGAGGCUCAGGACUUCGACGGCUCCAGGAUCACUGGAGGACAAGAGUCUGCUCUCGGCGCACACCCUCACUUGGGUGGUCUGGUCAUCACUUUGACUGACGGCAGACAGUCAGUUUGCGGAUCUUCCCUUCUUACCAACAACAGGGCGGUGACCGCCGCUCAUUGCUGGAGGUAUGGUGGAGUCCAAGCUCGUCAAUUCACCGUCGUCUUAGGCUCUAUCCGUCUCUUCUCCGGUGGAGUUCGUAUGAACACCAACAACGUCCAGAUGCACGCCAGCUAUAACGAGGAUACCCUUAACAACGAUAUUGCCAUCAUAGUUAUGGGACACGUUGCUUUCACCAGUAAGCAAAUCUUUCUUACCUCUUCAUUCCACGUAUUUAUAUUUAGAUUAUUCUAUUAUUUUUUUACUUAA
Molecule: messenger RNA, 540 nt
Organism: Vanessa tameamea
Lineage: Eukaryota; Metazoa; Arthropoda; Insecta; Lepidoptera; Nymphalidae
Product: collagenase-like
Exons: 2
Coding region: 10-540 (176 amino acids)
Biological process (GO): proteolysis
Molecular function (GO): serine-type endopeptidase activity
Source: RefSeq, a predicted model, not a curated record